GAUUUUAGUACAUUUCGGACCUGUAAGGAUGGUCUUUGGAAAGCAUUUGCUCUAAAAAUAGAACGUACUUGGAAUGGUGAACCCGUGGAUCAUAAACCGAUCAGUAUUCAUAUGCAAUGGCUUUUCGAGAAAGUUGCAGGCAAACCGCAUAAACGUGCUAUUCGUGUUUCUUUUGAAUCGCCUCUUUUUGACGAUCCGGACGCUCCCGACGAGUUGCCCGGAAUAUGUCCAGGAUUAUGGAAUUUCGAAGUUGUGGAAUUCUUUUUUGCUAAUGCUAAAAAUCAGUAUCUGGAAGUAGAAGUGGGACCUCAUGGGCAUUGGCUCUGUUUAUUACAUGACGGUAUUCGGAAACCGUUCAAUAAUGGUGAAGAUUUACAACUGGAAGUGCAAAACGUAUUUCGAGAUGAAAGCUGGUUUUGCGUUUUAGACAUACCUUUAGCAUAUCUUCCCGGAGCUGUGGAAACGUUUAAUGCUUAUGCAAUUCACGGUUCUGGAGAAAACAGAGUAUAUGAAGCGUUAACUCCAGUAACAGAUGGAACUUAUGAAACGCCAGAUUUUCAUCGAUUACAAUUCUUCCAUAAGAUUGAUUUAAGAAAAAUAGUUCCAGAAGGUUUUAAUGUGACCUCUUUCAAUGAUUUAAAGUACGGUGAUCUUUGGGAGGGUAGAUAA
Molecule: messenger RNA, 669 nt
Organism: Enterobius vermicularis (human pinworm)
Lineage: Eukaryota; Metazoa; Nematoda; Chromadorea; Rhabditida; Oxyuridae
Source: the annotation of a GenBank genome assembly